CGAGCGCCGUUCCCGAGUCUGCGGACAUCUGUUUUCACUUUCGCCUUCGCCGCCCCCUAGCUCGGGCUGUGUCCCCUCCCCGCCCCGCAGCCUUCCCCCACAGCCCCCGGCGCUCCCUCCGCGGCCAUGGAGGCGCUCAGAGCCCGGGUGGUGAGCACGCUGGACCGCCUGAGCCCACCCGAGCUGCAAGAGUUCAAGUUUUACCUGAGGAGCUCCGGGAAGAAGCCUAGGAUCCCGAUGGAGGACCUGGACACGGCCCCCACGACCUCGGCUCUGGCCGAUCUGCUCAAGCGCUACGUCGUGUCCGGGACCCCCAGGGUCUUGGUCCGGGUGUUCCAGCGGAUGCGCCGGAACGACCUGGUAGCCGAGUGGGUAUUACAAAACAUCAUGUUGGACAUACUACGUUGGUGUGGAUGGAUUCUUCGCAAUUCCCAGGAUCAGAUAUUGCAGAGAGAUAAAAAAGGUGGUCCAUUUUCCCCGAAAAUACUGAGCGUUUUGACAAUGACUUUGAAGAGACAGUAUGAAAAUGAUGGCCCUAAAAUGGAACGCUAUAACAUGGAAAAACCUCGUAAGGCUUUUGUGAUGUGUGUGAAGACAGGCAGACCAGGGGAACAGGAUAUGAAGAGAAUGAGAAACUGGCUUAAAGCGUGCAAGUUUGAAUGUACAUCUUGCAUCAAUCCUGAUGAAAAGGGGUUAAUGGAGAAAUUACGAGAGUUUCGAGAUGACAUAAAUAAAAGAAAAGAUGAUGUGAGCUGCUGCCUUGUUACUCUCAUGGCCCAUGGAGGAAAAGGUGUUAUAAAAACAGUACUGGAUGAAAGAAUCAACUUAUCAGACAUCUUUGAAAUGUUCAACAAUAAAAACUGUCCAGCACUUCAAAAGAAACCAAAAAUCUUUAUAAUCCAGGCUUGUAGAGGAGUUCGAAGAGAUGGUGGUGUUGUUCAAGCCGAUGGUGAACCAAUGGAAGUAAAUGAUUCAGAGAAAAAGCGACUUCCCACAUUCAGUGAUUACUUUAUCAUCUAUCCCACCCAUGAAGGUCACAUUGCUUUACGCCACCCAGAAGAUGGUUCUGUGAUGAUUCAAGCAAUGGAUGAAGUCUUUCAGAAACAUGGCAAGAAGUUGCAUAUUGUGGAUUUUUUUACUCAAGUGAACAACAGAGUGGUGCACACAGACUUUUACAUGGACGAGGAUCCUGUCAAAGUGGUGUUGGUCAUGGAGUCCACUCUCACCAAAGCUGUGUACUUUUGACACUUGGUGGAGGCAGAGGUGGAGGAGGUGGAAGAUUUUCAGUACAGAAUAAUUUGUUUAUGCAUUAGCACUGUGCUUUACAUUGUAUCAAAUACUGGCUCUUAUGUAUGUUGGAUGUAAUGUGUUGUGAAGGUUUCAUCAGAAACUGCAGCACAAAGCAGUCAGUCUUAUAUCCUGACACUCUGGACAAUUCCUGCAGUUGUCAUUGCUAAGUGAACUGAACCAGGUGCUGCACUCCUGUUCCCACCACACUGACUCUGGUUCUGUACCCUGCUAAAUGCUCACAAGCCUCAAAGACCCUGCAAAGUUAGAGACUGUUACCAAAGGACCCAAGAACUCCUCUGUUGUGCUGAAGAUACCUGCACAUGUGACCCUGCUGUGGGAACUGUUUACUCAAGACCCCAAGAAUGAUUGUGUUGGGUCCUGCCUUUUUGUGGGUUUCAUGCUUAAUAACCCUCACCCUGCCACAAAUCACAAGCUCUCUUCAGUAGGACAUUAAUUUGCAAACCUGUUUUCCUCACUCUGAAAAUAAACUUUUGUUUGAUUCCUGA
Messenger RNA from Phascolarctos cinereus (koala), 1796 nucleotides. Lineage: Eukaryota; Metazoa; Chordata; Mammalia; Diprotodontia; Phascolarctidae. The record is from RefSeq and is a predicted model, not a curated record.